Molecule: messenger RNA, 7514 nt
Organism: Mastomys coucha (southern multimammate mouse)
Lineage: Eukaryota; Metazoa; Chordata; Mammalia; Rodentia; Muridae
Gene: Filip1
Product: filamin A interacting protein 1
Exons: 7
Coding region: 129-3659 (1176 amino acids)
Source: RefSeq, a predicted model, not a curated record
AGGAGGCUGCAGACUUCGGGGCAGAAGGUCAUGUACCAGCCUAGACAUGUCCACUGGUCCCCGCUGGAGCAGUGGCCUCUGGACCGGUGGGCCACAGUGAGGCCUUUGCACAGCAGCCAGAGGUGGGAAUGAGAUCACGAAAUCAAGGUGGAGAAAGUUCAUCUAAUGGGCAUGUUUCCUGCCCCAAGUCCUCCAUCAUCAGCAGUGAUGGUGGUAAGGGCCCCUCAGAAGAUGCAAAAAGGAACAAGGCAAAUCGGAAGGAGGAGGAUGUCAUGGCUUCUGGAACUGUCAAACGCCACCUCAAGCCAUCUGGAGAGAGUGAGAAAAAGACUAAGAAGCCUCUGGAGUUAUCCAAGGAGGAUCUCAUCCAGCUCCUGAGUAUCAUGGAAGGGGAACUGCAGGCUCGAGAAGAUGUCAUCCACAUGCUGAAGACAGAGAAAACCAAGCCCGAGGUUCUGGAGGCGCAUUAUGGAUCUGCAGAACCAGAGAAAGUGCUUCGGGUCCUGCACCGGGAUGCCAUCCUUGCUCAAGAGAAGUCCAUAGGAGAGGAUGUCUAUGAGAAACCCAUCUCAGAGCUGGACAGACUGGAGGAAAAGCAGAAGGAGACAUACCGCCGCAUGCUAGAGCAGCUGCUGCUGGCUGAGAAGUGUCACAGGCGCACCGUGUACGAGCUGGAGAACGAGAAGCACAAGCACACUGACUACAUGAACAAGAGCGAUGACUUUACCAACCUGCUGGAACAGGAGAGAGAGAGAUUGAAAAAGCUCCUUGAGCAAGAAAAGGCUUACCAAGCCCGCAAAGAAAAGGAAAACGCUAAGCGGCUCAACAAACUUCGAGAUGAGCUUGUGAAACUAAAGUCCUUCGCACUCAUGCUGGUGGAUGAGAGACAGAUGCACAUCGAGCAGCUGGGCCUGCAGAGUCAGAAAGUCCAGGACCUCACUCAGAAACUGAGGGAGGAGGAAGAAAAACUCAAAGCCAUCACUUACAAAUCCAAGGAAGACCGCCAGAAACUGCUCAAGUUAGAAGUGGACUUCGAACACAAGGCCUCGAGGUUCUCCCAGGAGCACGAAGAGAUGAACGCCAAAUUGGCUAAUCAAGAAUCUCACAACAGGCAACUUAGACUCAAACUGGUUGGCUUAUCGCAGAGGAUUGAGGAACUGGAAGAGACCAAUAGAAGUCUUCAGAAGGCAGAGGAAGAACUUCAGGAGCUGAGAGAUAAAAUUGCCAAAGGGGAAUGCGGGAACUCCAGUCUCAUGGCGGAAGUGGAAAGUCUGCGCAAGCGUGUGCUUGAGAUGGAGGGCAAGGAUGAAGAGAUCACUAAGACGGAGGCCCAAUGCCGGGAGCUGAAGAAGAAGCUCCAAGAGGAAGAACACCACAGUAAGGAACUUAGACUAGAAGUGGAGAAGCUGCAGAAGAGGAUGUCUGAACUGGAGAAGCUGGAGGAAGCCUUCAGCCGGAGUAAGUCGGAAUGCACCCAGCUCCAUUUGAACCUGGAGAAGGAGAAGAACCUAACCAAAGACCUGCUGAACGAGCUGGAGGUGGUCAAGAGUCGGGUUAAAGAACUCGAGUGCUCGGAGAGCAGACUGGAGAAGGCUGAGUUAAGCCUCAAAGACGACCUUACAAAGCUGAAGUCCUUCACUGUGAUGUUGGUGGACGAGAGGAAAAACAUGAUGGAGAAAAUAAAGCAAGAAGAGAGGAAAGUAGAUGGGUUGAAUAAAAACUUUAAAGUGGAGCAGGGGAAGGUUAUGGAUGUGACUGAAAAGCUAAUCGAGGAAAGCAAGAAGCUUUUAAAACUCAAGUCUGAAAUGGAGGAAAAAGUGUACAGUCUGACCAAGGAGAGGGAUGAGCUGAUGGGUAAACUGAGGAGUGAAGAAGAAAGGUCCUGUGAACUGAGCUGCAGUGUAGACUUACUAAAGAAGCGGCUGGACGGCAUAGAGGAGGUGGAGAGGGAAAUCAACCGAGGUAGGUCGUGCAAGGGGUCUGAGUUCACCUGCCCGGAAGACAAUAAGAUCAGGGAACUGACGCUUGAAAUCGAGAGACUGAAGAAGCGGCUGCAGCAGCUGGAAGUGGUAGAGGGGGACUUGAUGAAGACCGAGGACGAAUACGACCAGUUGGAGCAGAAGUUCAGAACCGAGCAGGAUAAGGCAAAUUUUCUCUCUCAGCAGCUCGAGGAGAUCAAGCACCAAAUGGCCAAGAACAAAGCCAUAGAGAAAGGGGAGGCUGUGAGCCAGGAAGCCGAGCUGCGACACAGGUUCCGGCUGGAGGAGGCUAAAAGUCGAGAUUUACAAGCUGAGGUGCAGGCUCUCAAGGAGAAGAUCCACGAGCUGAUGAACAAGGAAGAUCAGCUGUCUCAGCUCCAGGUCGACUAUUCGGUCCUUCAGCAAAGAUUUAUGGAAGAAGAAACUAAGAACAAGAACAUGGGGAGGGAGGUCCUCAACCUGACCAAAGAGCUGGAACUUUCCAAGCGCUACAGCCGGGCUCUCAGGCCGAGUGGAAAUGGCCGAAGGAUGGUGGAUGUGCCCGUGGCCUCCACUGGAGUGCAGACUGAGGCCGUGUGCGGGGAUGCUGCAGAGGAGGAGACCCCGGCUGUGUUCAUCCGCAAAUCCUUCCAGGAAGAAAAUCACAUCAUGAGUAAUCUUCGACAGGUAGGCCUGAAGAAACCUAUGGAACGCUCCUCGGUCCUUGACAGGUAUCCCCCAGCAGCGAAUGAGCUCACCAUGAGGAAGUCUUGGAUUCCUUGGAUGAGAAAGAGAGAAAACAGUCCCUCUGUCCCCCAGGAGAAAGGUCCCAGGCCAAACCAGGGUACAGGGCACCCCGGGGAGCUGGUCCUAGCACCGAAGCAGGGCCAGCCCUUGCAUAUCCGUGUGACACCAGAUCACGAGAACAGCACUGCCACCCUGGAGAUCACGAGCCCCACAUCUGAAGAGUUUUUCUCUAGUACCACCGUCAUUCCUACCUUAGGCAACCAGAAACCAAGGAUCACCAUUAUUCCAUCACCCAAUGUCAUGUCGCAGAAGCCCAAAAGUGCAGAUCCUACUCUCGGCCCAGAACGAGCCAUGUCCCCUGUCACGAUUACUACUAUUUCCAGAGAGAAGAGCCCAGAAGGUGGAAGGGGUGCGUUUGCAGACAGGCCCGCAUCCCCCAUCCAGAUCAUGACGGUGUCAACGUCUGCAGCUCCCCCUGAAAUCGCUGUCUCUCCCGAGUCUCAGGAAGUGCCUAUGGGAAGGACUAUCCUCAAAGUCACCCCGGAAAAACAAACUGUUCCAACCCCUGUGCGGAAGUACAACUCCAACGCGAAUAUCAUCACCACCGAAGACAAUAAAAUUCACAUUCAUCUGGGUUCUCAGUUUAAGCGAUCUCCCGGGCCUGCAGCGGAAGGUGUGAGUCCGGUUAUCACGGUCCGGCCUGUCAACGUGACAGCUGAGAAGGAGGUUUCUACUGGCACAGUCCUUCGCUCUCCCAGGAACCACCUCUCUUCAAGACCUGGUGCUAGCAAAGUUACCAGCACUAUAACCAUUACCCCGGUCACAACGUCAUCCACGCGAGGAACCCAGUCAGUGUCAGGACAAGAUGGGUCAUCUCAGCGGCCUACACCCACCCGCAUUCCUAUGUCAAAAGAAAGUGUCAUCAUUCACCAGUUGCGAAUGAGCUCCAGAUGAGAUUGCCAGGCACAGCCCUUGGUCAUCACUAAAGUCACCAUGCUACUGAUGUUGAUUGGAAACACCUUAGGACUUCCAGUGAUUUUCUUUCUUUUUUUUUUUUUUUUUUUUUUUUUUUUUUUUUUGGAGGAUACAACUUAGCAGUUAAAAACCACAUUGUGAAUGACAUGAACGUAUGUGGCAAACCCAGUUGAAUCUUUGUGCCCAAAGAACAUUUUCUUCUCUUUACACAGUGCUCAGGCCUAUGGGCACAUGCUGUAUAAUUUAUUUGUAUAAUGCUUUUUGUAAUGUGAUUUUCCCCCUAAACUGUCUCCUUUCUCAUCCAUGGCACAUGUAUCUGUAGGUUGUACUGUCAGUUCUUCGAAGUAUUGUGUAUUCAAAAGAAGUUGACCUAUCAUUUUCCCUUUAUUAAUUUGUUAUUUUUAAGGGAAAGAAAGCAAAACACUCUUAUUUCCCUGGACAACCUUAAAAGGUAAAACAGGAGACCCCGGGAGUUUAACUGCUUGAAAGGUGCUAUGAUUCUGAUCGUGGCCCAACGCUGAAAACAGUGUCCUGAAUUAGGAGUUUAAGUACUUAAAACCAAAUUGUAACAGUCUCCUUUGGUGUUCUGAAUGGGAAACAAAGAGCUUUGACUCAAUUUUAUUUCUACCUGCAUUGUUUAAUGCUGUGUAUAAAACAUAAUAGUGACUUUGAUGUCCCUGUAUUCCCCACAUAUCAAUGCCCUCGCGAAAACUUACAAAUAAAAGCUGACCUAAAUAAUGUCAACUUUUUUCAAAAAAAAAAAAAAAAAUAGGUAGACCCAAAGGUAAUCACUUCCCUCUGAUGUUGACAGACUUUCCAAACUACUUGUAGGUAGGAAAAACAACUACUCCUCCUCCCUCUUUCUCCUCUUCCUCCUCCCUCUAUGUCCUCCCAUCUCUCUCCUCCCUCCUCCCAUCUCUCUCCUCCCUCUUCCUUCUCCGUCCUCCUCCCUCCUCCCAUCUCUCUCCUCCCUCCCCCCUACCCAAUAUUAUUAUUCUUGGUUCAGGUUCUUGCUAUGUAUCUCUCGAUAGCCUAAAACUGGCUUUGUAGACCAGGCUGGCCUUGAAGUCACAGGGAUCCUGCCUGACUCUGCCUCCCACAUGUGCUUGGACUAAAGGCAUGUGCCACCAAACCCAGCUAAGAAUAUAUAUUUUAAAGAAUUAAAAGCCCACCAUUUGUUACUUGUCUCAUUGUCAGAGCUGCUGUUGAAUUUAGGUUUAUGUAAAAUUGUGAAAUCAACUUGAAAGUCUAGUUAAAAAAAAACACUGUUGACAAGAGUGUACUUCUUAAAAGAUCUUUAAAAUAACUUUAAGGAUAAGCACUGACACUCAGUUUCUAAAUGAAGAUGUCAUUUACCGUGCUGUUUUAGUAUGAUUAAAGAGCCACAGCAUCUUCUGAGUGUUCUGAGGUAAGUCAAGUCACGCAAGUCAUGUGCUGGAGGCUCACCUCUGUAGUCCACAAACUAUACCCACAUCAGCCGCAGAUGGAAGUUUACAGAGUCUCUGGAAUAGGAAACACAGCGCUAAAUUUCCUCCCUCAUGUAGCCUAGAAGGUUUUUAAUAUAUUCCGUGGAGCUGACAAAUCAUAUUCAAUACAUACCAUAAAUUAUUUUCUAAAAAAUAUUCUUGCAUUUGUUUAAAGUAAAAUCAAUGUUAUGUUAGGCAUAACCUUUUGUGGUUUUUAAUCACUGACACAGAAGUCUAUACUACAUGUGUGUGUGUGUAUGAAGAUUUUUAAAAGUGUUAAGAUUUGCUUUCUCAAAAUGUUAAAAUAUAAUGAUAUUUUCAAUCACGAAACAGUUUUCAUUUGCUUUAGUAUCUUUCUGCUGACAGCGAGGUAAAAGUUUUAGGUGGUAUAGUUACUGAAGCUUCAUUAUUUGUUUUAAAUUACAAAACUACUAAGCUGCAUACGUGGAUCUUCUGGGUUUCUUUCCCUCCUGAGUUAUAAAGAAAUUUAGUGUUUGUAAAGAUGGUGAAGAUUAUGUUGUAACCAGUCAUCUGGGCAGAUGCUGAUUUUCCUGCCUACCUCAUCACCAAUUUCUUUGUUUAAACAUGAGUGACAGACAAGUAAACGAGCACAUUAAAUAUGAAACAGAGAGUUUUAACAAAAUCACAGUCACAUCUCAGCAGCCUUGUCUGUUGUAAAAGUGGCCUUCACAAGCAGUUCUGGCGCUAACCUGGAUACAUUACAUAACUUCGAUUUCUUUUACUGUAAAUACAUCUCCAUCAAUUUGGAUGAGACUAAUUUUUGGAUGGAAUUAUUUUUUUUUCUGAACUGCAAUCAGCAUUUCUAGUUCAAGGCACAGUUGACCUAAAUCCAUUGUUCUGUUUGAUCUGUUGUUGUUGUUCUAUUUUGUUUUUCAGAUAGGGUCUCCUUAUGUAGCUCUGGUUGUCCUGGAACUCACAGAGAUCCUGUCUCUCUGUUUCCUGACUGUUAGAAAUUAAAAUGUGCAAUACAAUGCCCAUCCUUUACACUUGUUUUCUGAGACAGGGUUUCACUAUUUAGCCCAGGCUGUCCUCAAACACACUGUGUAGCUAAGGCUAGGUUCACACCCAUGAUCUUCCUGCCCCAGUUACCCAGGUGUUAGAAUUACAAGCAUGAAUCACAGUGCUGACUAUGCCUUUUCUCUUGUUAACUGUUUUUGCUUAUUUGAUCUUGGUUUUUGUGGUAUCAUCUGCAUUUCUUCAAGUGUUCAUAAAGUGUUGAGCUUGAUAAAGAGACUGGAUAGAGUGUAUCUGCAGGAUGUCCUUGCCCAGAAUGUACAUAAAAUAAAUACAUUGAGUCUUAAAACAACCACUAAGAAAUCAUGAUGUGGAAUAUCUAGUUUAAGCACUAACAGCAACAUAGAUGCUACUCAAAUAUCUUAGAGCUUGUAAAAGUCAGAGGCAAAGCAAGAGUAAAUGGUUUAUUAGGCAUGUGAUGGUUUUAUCCAAUGCCAUUGUUGAAAUUUUCUGGAAAAACAGAAAAAAAGGCAUGACAGAAGUUGAAUAUGUUCAUGUAUUGUUUCAGCCACGCAUCUAAAAAUAGCAGAAGUACAAAAUGAAACUUAAGAGUUGGUACCUGAGGCUCAGGCCAUCUUAUCUCCACUGCUAAACCAAUGCUAAAAAGACCAAUUAGAGGGUAAAGAGGAAGAAAAAUUAGACGUUUAUGACCAUUAGUAUUUGUUUCUUAAGUUUUCAGUAGUUAUUUCAUAACAAUAUAAUAACUGUGUGUUCUUUAUGGAAAAUGUAAUAGUUUCACAAUGUUGAAACAUUUGGACAGGUAUGUUUAUGGAUGCUGUGGUGGGAUACAGGCAUUUUCUGCCUUUUUGAUGUUUGUAGCUCAUGUUAUUUGGGGGUAUUUCACCUUAUCAUCCAACAGAUUUUGUCAGUUUACCAGUGAAAAUUUGAAUUUUUAAUCUAAUUUUUAAAGAAAAGAAUAUAAGGUAUUCAUUUAUCCAAAAUAAUAAAUGUAUAAUGUGAUAAGUCAGUCUUAGAAUUCUUCAAGUUUUAAGAGUUUUCAGAAGCAAGAAUAUAUUUUGGGAAUCUUUUAGAAAUACAUCCUAUUUUCCUAUCAUUCUUAAUUUGCCUUCCCUUAAGCUCUAUUAAAUAAAUAAGUUUAUUAUUUUACAUUGAAGCCAUACGGUUUUAUGUGCUUGUCUUUUAUAUGAGCGUAAUGCCCUCUUUUUGGCUCUUCAUUGAAUUACAGUUAAGACAUUCUCUGUUACUUUUAAAAUCAAAUAAUUUAUGGAAAUCUCACCAGAGUAUGAAAAAAUGACAAUGAAAUAUAAAAAGAUUGUGCAAUAUUCUUUUUACAUCUGAACACAGUAUUCAUACAAUUAAAAAAUUAAAUUUC